Molecule: messenger RNA, 2188 nt
Organism: Phaeodactylum tricornutum CCAP 1055/1
Lineage: Eukaryota; Bacillariophyta; Bacillariophyceae; Surirellales; Neidiaceae
Exons: 2
Coding region: 290-1933 (547 amino acids)
Biological process (GO): pyrimidine nucleobase biosynthetic process; CTP biosynthetic process
Molecular function (GO): CTP synthase activity; identical protein binding
Source: RefSeq, a predicted model, not a curated record
CGGUUGGGUUUACGCGUUUUCGUCUUUACGGAGGAGCGCAUUGUUGGAAUCUUGAAAAGCCAUUCGGUCUCUUCUCUGAACGCUGUCGAUUCUGUUUCUUUAAUCGGAUAGGCUGUCUUCCAAGAAGUUUGCAAAGGUAGCUCAAUUGAGGAAAACGGGCGGGCCCUUGACUUGAACUAGGUAUUCCUUCCAGUCAACAGUGCCAUUAGAUCGGAACGAGGAACUGGAAUCACUCUAUUCCUUCCGUAAAUCCCCGAGCAAAGUAAACAAUAGCUACGACGCUGGUACGAUGAAGUACAUUGUGGUAACAGGUGGCGUCGUGUCGGGCUUGGGCAAGGGCGUGACGAUUUCUAGUAUGGGUCGUUUGCUCCAGGCCAGCGGUCUCCGAGUUACGGCCGUCAAGAUUGACCCCUACCUGAACGUGGAUGCCGGGACAAUGAGUCCGUUCGAACACGGCGAAGUUUUCGUGCUGCGAGACGGUGGUGAAUCUGAUCUUGAUCUGGGAAACUACGAGCGCUUUUUGGGCAUUGAACUCACCAGUGAUCACAAUUUAACCACGGGCAAGGUCUACCGCAAGGUGAUUCUCGCGGAACGCCGUGGUGACUACCUCGGUAAAACAGUGCAAGUGGUGCCGCACAUUACCGAUACCAUUCAAGACUGGCUCGAAAAAGUCGCGUAUAUUCCUGUCGACGGUACUGGCAAAGAAGCCGACAUUUGCUUGAUAGAAGUAGGGGGAACGGUCGGUGACAUUGAGAGUUCCGUCUUUUUGGAAGCCCUCCGACAAUUUCAGUUCCGGGUCGGGCACGACAACUUUUGUCUCUGCUUCGUCUCGCUUGUUCCAGUCUUGAGUGACGAGCAAAAGACCAAGCCGACCCAGCACGGAGUGCGCGAUUUGCGCUCACUCGGACUCAGUCCGUCGAUUAUUUUCUGCCGUUCCACGGAACCCUUGCAAGAGCCAACCAAGCAAAAGAUAUCCAAUUUUUGCCACGUGCAAGCUAAGAACGUAUUGAGUGUGCAUGAUGUAAACAAUGUUUACUUUGUACCGGGGCUACUGCAGGAGCAGAACUUACACGAGAUUUUGGGCAAGGAACUUUGCCUCGAUAAGCCAUUAAAUCCAGAUUUGGGAUCAUGGACCACCAUGGCGCAUUCAAUCGAACUAGCAUCUCAUACGGUGACGAUUGCCUUGAUCGGGAAAUACACUGGGCUGCAGGAUUCUUAUUUGUCGGUCAUAAAGCCUUGCGUCAUGCGGCAAUCGCAUGCAACGUACCUCGAAGACGAAAAGGAAGAAGGAUACAUUGGGAGUUGGGACAAACUCAAGGCGUCAGACGGUGUCAUUGUUCCUGGAGGGUUUGGACAACGUGGCUGGGAAGGCAAAAUUUUGGCCGCCAAAUACUGCCGUGAGAAUAGGAAGCCAAUUCUCGGAGUUUGUCUAGGUUUCCAGGCAAUGGUCGUAGAGUACGCCAGGAACGUUUUGGGAAUUGACCAAGCCGAUUCAACAGAAUUUGAAGAAUCCACACCAGAACCUUUUGUUUUUUUCAUGCCCGAGAUUGACAAGGAGACUAUGGGUGGAACGAUGCGACUCGGGGCGCGCACCACCAAGUUUACACACACCCUUGCCGAUGGAAGUAUGAGUGUUUCGCAACGCCUCUACGGAGGAAAAGAAAUGGUUUCGGAACGCCACCGACAUCGCUACGAAGUCAAUCCAGAAAAGGUUGAUGCCGUCCACGACGGUGGCUUGCGUUUUGUGGGCCGAGAUGAGACGGGCGAGCGAAUGGAGAUAGCAGAGUUACCGCAAUCGGAACAUCCUUACUACCUCGGAUGCCAGUUCCACCCAGAAUUUCUCUCUCGUCCUUUGAAACCGAGUCCUCCAUUCUACGGCUUAAUCUUGGCAGCCACUGGUAUGUUGGAGGACCACCUGCAGUCCGUAUUGUAAAACAACGGAAUCUUGAUUCGUCUAUACGAUCGCGUGGGCUGCCAUGUCUUUGCAAUAAAGCUUACGAUUUCAUGAUUACGACACAGUUGGCAAUAAGGAUUGCAAAAGGUUAAGGAAAUGGAAAAUUAAAAUGGUUACUUCUUUCACAGUAAGUUCAACAUCUCGACAAUUGCAAAUUUGGCAACAGUUCGGUAUCAACCAUAGAAAAAUUGGUUUGAAUCACAAAAUCUAACCUAUAGUGGAAAUUAGCCAUUG